Messenger RNA from Cutaneotrichosporon oleaginosum, 1424 nucleotides. RefSeq lists its product as uncharacterized. The record is from RefSeq and is a predicted model, not a curated record. Lineage: Eukaryota; Fungi; Basidiomycota; Tremellomycetes; Trichosporonales; Trichosporonaceae. Gene Ontology annotation, biological process: inositol phosphate biosynthetic process; phosphatidylinositol phosphate biosynthetic process. Gene Ontology annotation, cellular component: cytoplasm; nucleus. Gene Ontology annotation, molecular function: inositol-1,4,5-trisphosphate 3-kinase activity; inositol hexakisphosphate kinase activity; inositol-1,4,5,6-tetrakisphosphate 3-kinase activity.
GCCGCCAUGACCGCCCCGCCGCCCGCCCCCAUCCCCGUCCCCGGCCCCGGCGACAUCGACGCGCCCGAGGGCGCGGGCGAUGCCGAGACCACCCAGCCGCCGCGCACCGAUGCUACGAUUGAAGCGACCCAGGCUAUCGCCAGCGCUAUCGCCAGCGAAACGAAGACACAGAGCGAAGAGCAGCCCGUGUACGUCGGCACGGGCACGCCGCCGCCGGGCGCCGCGUCCUUGCUUCCCGAGGAGGGGGGCGAGGCUGCGCUUGCGCGCGCGGCGCGCGGCGCGACAGCGCUCGCGAACCAGGUCGCGGGGCAUGCGGGCGUCAUGGUUGACGAGAGCGGAAGCCUGGUGAUCAAGCCCGCGCUCCCCCGCGAAAUCGCGUUCUAUCAGCUCGUGCAGACGUCGCCGCGCAGCGCGCCCCUCGCGGGCCUCAAACCCUUCCUCCCCAAGUUCUACGGCACGCUCGCGCUCACGGGCCAGCUGGAGGGCGGGGCGAUCGCGCCGCUGCCCGGCGCCACGAAUGUGCCCGAGAGCAUCGUGCUCGAGAACCUGACGUACCGCUUCGCGCGGCCGUGCGUGCUCGACGCCAAGCUCGGGACGGUGCUGCACGCGCCGGACGCGAGCGCGGAUAAGAAGGCGCGCAUGAUCAAGAAGGCGGGGGAGACGACGACGGGGUCCGCCGGCCUGCGCCUCACGGGCGCGUCGACGUGGCAUGCGCCCUCGCGCGGAUACAUCAAGACGCCGCGCGGGUUCGGGUACGCCGCGACGCUCGCGGACCUGCCGGAGGGCAUGCGCCGCUUCUUCCCCCUGCCGAAGGAUGCGUUGCCGUUCCUCUCAGACGAGGGCGAGACGGGCGAGGCGUAUACGGACCACGCGACGCCGCCGCGCCUCGCGGCCCGCUUGCUCGCCGAGCUCGACGGCGAGCUCGCGCGCCUCGAAGACGCGCUCGGCCGCAUCGAGCUGCGCGCUGUCGGCGCAUCCGUCCUCGUCGUGUAUGAGGGCGAUGCGGAGCGGCUCGCCGCCGCGUUCGAGCGCUUCGACCGCCGCCGCGUCACCCUCGCGGCGAAGAGCCUCUCCCAGGACUCGGAGGAGGAGGGCGAGGAGAGCGAGGAGAGCGAGAGCGAGGACGAGGACGAGGACGACGAGGACGACGGCGACGGCGCGGCCGCGGACGCGCGCCGCGCCCGCACGUGUCCCCCCAUUGUCGUUAGGCUCAUCGACUUUGCCCAUACGUGGCUCGAGGAGGGCGAGGGUCCGGACGAGGGCGUGCUCCUCGGUCUCCGCACGCUGCGCGGGCUCGUCCAGGCUCGUCGUGCCGAGGUCGAGGCUGCGAUAGCGUGAGCGGAGGAGUUUUCAUAGUCGUAGUGUAUGUUUUGGGAAGUUGUUCUGCAGAGGUGGUUUAUGGAUGGAGAAUGAGCGAAGGUGAG